AAGCGCGUUCCUGUCCAACCAAGCCGCCAGACUUGGAUCCCUCCCUCCUUCCCUCCCUCUUAAAAUCUCUCAAAACCACUACACCCUCCUCUGCACAAUCUCACUUCUACUCUCACUCCUCUCUCAUUUCUCCUCACAAACCCGACCCGACAAUGGCGUCCGAGACCGACACCACCAGAUCCGGAUCCACCCCAAACGGCUCCGCCCCGGAUCCGCCGGAGCCCCGCAAGGUCGCGCUCAUCACCGGCAUCACUGGCCAGGACGGCUCCUACCUCACCGAAUUCCUCCUCAACAAAGGCUACGACGUCCACGGCCUGAUCCGACGGUCCUCCAAUUUCAACACCCAGCGCAUCAACCACAUCUACAUCGACCCCCACAACGCCCACAAGGCCCGCAUGAAGCUCCACUACGCCGACCUCACCGAUGCGUCGUCGCUCCGCCGUUGGAUCGACACCAUCGCCCCCAACGAGGUCUACAACCUCGCUGCCCAAUCGCACGUCGCCGUUUCGUUCGAGAUCCCCGAUUACACUGCGGAUGUCGUCGCCACCGGCGCCCUCCGCCUCCUCGAGGCCGUCCGCUCCCACAUCGCCGCCACCGGACGCACAGACAUUAAAUACUACCAGGCCGGGUCGUCGGAGAUGUUCGGGGCGACCCCGCCUCCGCAAUCGGAGACGACGCCGUUUCACCCCCGAUCCCCCUACGCUGUUUCGAAAUGCGCGGCGCAUUGGUACACGGUCAACUAUCGCGAGGCCUACGGACUGUUCGCGUGUAAUGGGAUACUGUUCAACCACGAGUCGCCGAGGAGGGGGGAGAAUUUCGUGACCCGGAAGAUCACUCGGGCCGUGGGUCGGAUCAAGGUCGGGUUGCAGAGCAAGUUGUUCUUGGGGAACUUGCAGGCGUCAAGGGAUUGGGGUUUUGCCGGUGACUACGUGGAGGCGAUGUGGAUGAUGCUGCAGCAGGAGAAGCCCGGCGACUACGUGGUGGCGACGGAGGAGUCGCAUACGGUGGAGGAGUUCUUGGAGGCGUCGUUUGGGUAUGUGGGUUUGAAUUGGAGGGAUCAUGUGCUGAUUGACAAGAGGUACUUGCGGCCAUCAGAGGUCGAUAAUCUGAAAGGGGAUGCUACAAAGGCUAAGAAGGAGCUUGGGUGGAAGCCCAAGGUUGGUUUUCAGCAGCUGGUGAAGAUGAUGGUGGAUGAAGACGUUGAAUUGGCCAAGAGGGAGAAGGUUCUCGUUGAUGCUGGGUACAUGGAUGCUCAGCAACAACCUUGAUUUCUCUGGUCUCAAUUUGGGUUGAAGUUUAUAUAAUGUGGCUUAGUUGAAUGGUUUUCUAGAGGUGAUAGAGUUUGGUAAUGGUUCCAGUAAUUUAUUGUUCAAUGUCCUCUGUCCUGAGGGUUGUUUUUUUAAAUUUUUCUGUAACUUCAUUCAUUCAAUUUCAGCAUUUCUAUACUUGAACUAUUGUUGCAGUUUA
Messenger RNA from Prunus dulcis (almond), 1467 nucleotides. RefSeq names its product GDP-mannose 4,6 dehydratase 1. Lineage: Eukaryota; Viridiplantae; Streptophyta; Magnoliopsida; Rosales; Rosaceae. Gene Ontology annotation, biological process: GDP-mannose metabolic process. Gene Ontology annotation, molecular function: GDP-mannose 4,6-dehydratase activity. Bases 153 to 1268 code for a protein of 371 amino acids. The record is from RefSeq and is a predicted model, not a curated record. The transcript has a single exon.